Fusarium pseudograminearum CS3096 is the source of this 1188-nucleotide messenger RNA. RefSeq lists its product as uncharacterized. The record is from RefSeq and is a predicted model, not a curated record. The coding region runs from base 1 to 1188 and encodes 395 amino acids. Lineage: Eukaryota; Fungi; Ascomycota; Sordariomycetes; Hypocreales; Nectriaceae. The transcript has 9 exons.
AUGCACGUGACAGCAACAAAACAGACCAAGACUACGGUCAUACUACCAGACCUUUUCAAAGGUUUCGUUGUUCAAACUCCUCGUGUCAACAAAGGCUAUGAGGCAGUCAAACCAAUCUCGGAACAAUGGCUCUCAGAAAAAUGCCAGUUCUCUCCUCGGAUGAAGAAAAGAGUCGAGUUCUGUGACUUUGCUCUGUUCAUCUCUAUCACGGCUCCUGAUGCACCUCAAGACAAACUCAAGACUAUGUGUGACUGGGGUAACUGGGUCUUUCCUUUUGAUGAUCUGUUUGAUGAAGGGUCAUUGAAAAGUGCUCAAAGACAGGCUCAGCAUGUCGUUGAUAGUCUGAUGGCAGAUAUGCUUGGCAAAACUUUUACCAAAAAGAAGAUCCGUGUUGUUCAAGCUCAUGAUGAUAUCUUUCGAAGAGUAUCCGAGGGCUCAACAGCUGGCGCUCGGACGAGAUUCGCUCUCGCUAUGAGAGACUACACAGAUGGCGUGAUCCACCAUGUCAAGCAUUUUUCAUCCAACAGUAUUCCAAGUAUCGAAGAAAUGCUUCAUACUCGGAGAUUAUCGUCUGGUGUUACACCUUUGUAUCACCUCGUGGAAUUUGCUCAUGAUAUCCGACUACCUGAUGAGGUGUUUGAAAACCCUGUCAUCCAAACGUUGGAACGUCUUGGUGUGGACUUUGUCUUACUUGCCAAUGAUAUUUUAUCCUACAGAAAAGAAGAGAAUGACGAUUCUCCUUUCAGCAUGGUUGCCUCUUGUCGAGCUGCUGGGCAAUCUCCCCAAGAAGCGUUUGACACGGUGGGCGCACUUCUUGAAGAACGACAUCAAGAAUGGCAGACGGUCAUAGCUGAAUUGCCAAGCUGGGGGCCAGAAAUUGAUGCUAAUGUGGCAAGAUAUGUCGAGGGCAUCCAGAACGUGGUCCAAGCCAAUGUCACAUGGAGCUUUCAAUCGGGGCGGUACUUUGGGAAACAAGCCCAAGAAAUCCGACAAACUCGGUUGGUUGAGGUGAUGGUUGACCCGCCGUAUCUGCAACAGCAGAAGCAGCAGCAGCGGCAACGCCGUGCAGCCAACAUGCAUUCAGGUCAAUGGUCAAAGAGCCUGUCGUCGUUGGUUCAGAAUGUAUCCUGGUCGCUUGUUCUGAGUCUGGUGAUCAUUUGUCACUUUGCCGUAGUUAGUCGGCAAUGA